UCGACAUGCCCCGCCUGCUGGCCCCCCGGCCUCCCCCGAGCGAGGACCUCUUCUACGAGACCUACUACAGCCUCAGCCAGCAGUACCCGCUGCUCCUCCUGCUGCUCGCCAUCCUGCUCGCCGCGCUGGCCGCCCUGCUCGCCAUCACCUGGGCCAGCGGACCGACCCUGGGCUCGGACCCGGCCUUCGUGUCCACGGUGCUGGUGGCCGUGGGCGGGUUCUCGCUGCUGCUGGUGCUGGCUUCGCGGGAGCAGAGGCUGCAGAGCUGCACUCGCCCGGUGUCGGGCCUAGUGUGGGCCGCCCUGCUCGCCCUGGGCCACGGCUUCCUCUUCACCGGGGGCACCGUCAGCGCCUGGGACCAGGUGUCCUUCUUCCUCUUCAUCAUCUUCACCGUGUACACCAUGCUGCCGCUGGGCAUGAGGGACGCGGCGGUCGCCGGCCUGGCCUCGUCCCUGUCGCACCUCCUGGUCCUUGGGCUGUACCUCGGUCCUCAGCACGGACCCCCGGAGCCCAAGCUCAAACAGCUGGCGGCCAACGCGGUGCUGUUCUUGUGCGGGAACGCGGCCGGGGCCUAUCACAAGGCGCUGAUGGAGCGCGCCCUGAGGGCCACCUUCCGAGAAGCGCUGCGCUCCCUGCACUCCCGGCGACGCCUGGACUCAGAGAAGCGCCACCAGGAGCACCUGCUGCUGUCCAUCCUGCCCGCCUACCUGGCCCGGGAGAUGAAAGCGGAGAUCAUGGCGCGGCUGCAGGCCGGACAGGGCCCGCGGCCCGAAGGCACCAACAACUUCCACAGUCUCUACGUCAAGAGGCACCAGGGCGUCAGCGUGCUGUAUGCGGACAUCGUGGGCUUCACAAGGCUGGCCAGCGAGUGCUCGCCCAAGGAGCUGGUGUUGAUGCUCAAUGAGCUCUUUGGCAAGUUCGACCAGAUCGCCAAGGAGCACGAGUGCAUGCGAAUCAAGAUCCUGGGCGACUGUUACUACUGCGUGUCCGGGCUGCCGCUCUCGCUGCCGGACCACGCGCUCAACUGCGUGCGGAUGGGGCUGGACAUGUGCCGGGCCAUCCGGAAGCUGCGGGCGGCCACCGGGGUGGAGAUCAGCAUGCGCGUGGGGGUCCACUCGGGCAGCGUGCUCUGCGGGGUCAUCGGCCUGCAGAAGUGGCAGUACGACGUCUGGUCCCACGACGUCACCCUGGCUAAUCACAUGGAGGCCGGGGGGGUGCCCGGGCGGGUACACAUCACAGGGGCGACCCUGGCCCUGCUGGGCGGGGCCUACGCGGUGGAGGAUGCGGCCCCCGGACAACGUGACGCCUACCUGAGAGAGCUGGGGGAGACCACCUACCUGGUCAUUGACCCCCGGGCGGAGGAGGAAGAAGAGGAGGGGGCAGGGACCCCGGGGGGGCCGCUGUCUUCGGCCGAGGGCACCACGAUGCGUCCAUCGCUGCUGAUGACCCGCUACCUGGAGUCCUGGGGCGCCGCCAAGCCCUUUGCCAACCUCAGCCACCUGCACAGCCCCGGACCUGCGGCGCCCCCGGGGGGACGUGACUCCCUCCAGGAGAUUGUCCUAGGUUCGUUGAACCCCCAGAGGAGCUUGGACCGGGCCCGCACCCCCCGAGGCCUGGAGGAUGAGUUGGACACCGAGUUCUUUCAGGUCAUCGAACAACUCAACUCCCAGAAACAGUGGAAGAGAUCCAAGGACUUCAACCCAGUGACCCUCUACUUCAGGAAGAAGGAGAUGGAGAAGGAGUACCGGCUCUCGGCUCUGCCGGCUUUCAAAUACUACGCGGCCUGCACUUUCCUGGUUUUCCUGUCCAACUUCACCAUCCAGAUGCUGGUGGCCAACCGGCCCCCAGCUCUGGUCAUCGCCUAUGGCAUCGCCUUCCUCCUCUUCCUCCUCCUCCUUUUCACCUGCUUUGCAGAGCAUCUGACGAGGUGCGUCCUGAAGGGUCCCAAGCUGCUCCACUGGCUGCCCGAGCUGUCGGGGGCAGUGGCCAAUCGUCCGGGGCUCCGGGUGGCCUUAGGGAUCGCCACCAUCGUCAUCGUUCUCACCAUGGCCGUCGCCAACCUGCUCUUCCUACCAGUGACCGACUGCCCUUUCUCGACCCCUAACGCCUCCUUCGUGGCUACCAACGCGUCUUGGGAGCACCCUGACUUCCUUCCCCUCAUCAGCUUCCCGUAUUGCAUGCACUGUUCCGUUCUGGGCUUCCUCUCCUGCUCCCUCUUCCUGCACAUGAGCUUCGAGCUGAAGCUGCUGCUGCUGCUGUUAUGGCUGCUGGUCUCCUGCAGCCUCUUCCUGCAGAGCCACGCCUGGCUGUCCGACUGCCUCGUCGGCCUCCUCUACCCGCCCCCCUCGGCCCGAAGACCGGGGGUGCUGAAGGAGCCCAAGCUGAUGGGCGCUUUUUCCUUCUUCGUCUUCUUCUUCACCCUCCUGGCGCUGGCUCGACAGAACGAGUAUUACUGCCGCCUGGACUUCCUAUGGAAGAAGAAACUGAGGCAGGAGCGUGAGGAGACGGAGACCAUGGAGAACCUGACCCGGCUCCUGUUGGAGAACGUCUUACCCGCCCACGUGGCCCCACAGUUCAUCGGCCAGAAUCGCCGCAAUGAGGACCUGUACCACCAGUCUUACGAGUGUGUCUGCGUCCUCUUCGCCUCCAUUCCCGACUUCAAGGAGUUUUAUUCCGAGUCCAACGUCAAUCGGGAAGGGCUGGAGUGUCUACGGCUGCUCAACGAGAUCAUCGCUGACUUUGACGAGCUGCUGUCCAAACCCAAGUUCAGUGGUGUGGAGAAGAUCAAAACCAUAGGCAGCACGUACAUGGCUGCCACGGGGUUAAAUGCCACGUCAGGGCAGGAUGCCCAGCAGGACACAGAGCGAAGCUGUAGCCACCUGGGCACCAUGGUGGAGUUCGCCGUGGCCUUGGGGGCCAAGCUGGACGUGAUCAACAAGCACUCGUUCAACAGUUUCCGCCUGCGUGUUGGGCUGAACCACGGGCCAGUGGUGGCGGGGGUGAUUGGGGCCCAGAAGCCGCAGUACGACAUCUGGGGCAACACGGUGAACGUGGCCAGCCGCAUGGAGAGCACGGGCGUCAUGGGCAAGAUCCAGGUGACCGAGGAGACGGCCCAGGCCCUGCAGAGCCUGGGUUAUACCUGCUACAGCCGGGGGGUCAUCACCGUCAAGGGCAAAGGGCAACUCCGGACCUACUUCCUGUCCACUGAGCUGGCUCGGGCUGGACCCCCGGGACCCACGCUCAGCUGACCCCUCCUUCCUUCCCUUCCCCCAACCAAGGUGACAAUAAAAGCGAUGCCGGUUUCACAGGG
Ornithorhynchus anatinus (platypus) is the source of this 3310-nucleotide messenger RNA. RefSeq names its product adenylate cyclase 4 (gene ADCY4). Lineage: Eukaryota; Metazoa; Chordata; Mammalia; Monotremata; Ornithorhynchidae. Gene Ontology annotation, molecular function: adenylate cyclase activity. Gene Ontology annotation, biological process: adenylate cyclase-activating G protein-coupled receptor signaling pathway; intracellular signal transduction; cAMP biosynthetic process. Bases 6 to 3248 code for a protein of 1080 amino acids. The record is from RefSeq and is a predicted model, not a curated record. The transcript has 25 exons. Gene Ontology annotation, cellular component: plasma membrane.